GUAGUAAUCACUUACCGUAAUUACACACACACACACACACACACGAAAGAAGAAGAGUUAUCGUCAAUAUGCAGAACAUCCGCAACGCAGCCUCGCAUAUGCCGGGGUCCUCCAGCUGUUGGCAGCGGAACUGGCCGCGAGUUUUCCUCCUCUUCGCCUUAGCCACCGCCGUGCUCUGUUUUGUGUCGAUCAUCACCGGUCUGAUAACGGCCGUCCUGCAGCCGCGACUCGUGCUGCUCAGCAUCUACUGUCUGCUGUUCGCGCUGCUCGGCUUCUCGGCGGAGCUGCGGCAGUUCGCGUGGUGCCGCCGGGUCGUGUACUUGUGGAUGCGCUACUUCUACUUCCUCACCUACUACAAGGCGAGGGCCAUCUUCUACAUUAUGUUCGGCUUUUUACUCCUGACGAGCCGCACGCUGGACAUCAUCGCGGCCAUCGUGACGCUCGCACUCGGCAUCAUGAUGCUGCUGGUGGCCCUCGUCGUGGACCUGCCUGUCUUCGAGGACCCACGGGAGCAGCAGCAGAAGGAGGAGGAGUACCGCAAUUACUACUCCGGACCCCCGCCGAACAGCGCCGCCGUGGUGAACACGAAUGCGGGCACAAACAACGUGAAUAUGAACACCACCAGCAACAACGGUGUGCAGGCGGACACACCGGCGCAGUUCAAGAGCGGUGCGGCCAACGCGCAGCACAACAAGCAGGCGGCGGUGGUGCCCCCCGGUGCCGCGCCCGCGCAGACGAACCACUACACGGAUCACACCUACCGCGACAGCGGCGAUGACGAGCCGGCGCAGCGCGAAGGAACGAGCACGUACAGCAACGUCUCUCCUAAAGCGAACCCCUACGAAACGAACAACAGCGAUACCUACGCCGGGGCGAACAUGUUUUCGAGCGGUGGGAGGAGCGGACCAAGCAUGUUUGCGCCAUCGCCGGCGACGCAGGUCGCAUCACCGCCGCUGCAGGAGGCCGGCGUGACGCGCGGCGGCAACACGGAGAGCGCCAUCCGCCGCGACUUCGCCGCGGCCGUCGGCUCGAGCGCGAAGGGUGAUGACAUAAGGUAG
Leptomonas pyrrhocoris is the source of this 1058-nucleotide messenger RNA. RefSeq lists its product as hypothetical. The record is from RefSeq and is a predicted model, not a curated record. The transcript has a single exon. Bases 69 to 1058 code for a protein of 329 amino acids. NCBI's taxonomy places the organism in Eukaryota, Euglenozoa, Kinetoplastea, Trypanosomatida, Trypanosomatidae.